Fomitiporia mediterranea MF3/22 is the source of this 624-nucleotide messenger RNA. RefSeq lists its product as uncharacterized. Gene Ontology annotation, molecular function: protein dimerization activity. The transcript is spliced from 4 exons. The annotation marks the transcript as partial. NCBI's taxonomy places the organism in Eukaryota, Fungi, Basidiomycota, Agaricomycetes, Hymenochaetales, Hymenochaetaceae. The record is from RefSeq and is a predicted model, not a curated record.
AUGAGAGAUGAUCCUCUGUAUUCAUCUCUUGAAGAGUCACUUCAGAAAGGGAUUGCUUUAAUUGAGAAAUACUUUGAGAAGGCUACUCGUUCUAGUGCUCAAAUUAUUAAUCUGUUUUUGAAUCCCCUUACAAAAGGGCACUACUUUAAGGAGUUUUGGUCUGAAAAGGGUCAGGAGACUGCUUUCAAAGUUAUUAAUACUGUUGUGAGUCUUUAUUUUUUCUCUAAUUAUUUAAUAUCUAAUCCUGAGAUUGGUUCUAGCACUUCUCAUAAACCCUUAGAGAAGUCAGCUUCACUCCCCUAUGGACACAAGCGGAUGCAAGCAGCAGCUCUAGCAAUGAGAAGACAAUUUGGAGACAAGCCAAAGGAUCCUCAUGAAGAACUUACAAGGUACACUAAUGAUGUUGAAGAUAUAGACCCUAACAAGGGUUUGGAUCUAUUACUCUGGUGGAAGGAGAAUGAAUUCAGGUUCCCUACCCUUUCCCGGAUUGCAAGAGACUAUUUGCCUAUUCAAGCAUCAUCAGUUCCAUGCGAGCGGCUCUUUUCAAUGGCAGGGAUUGCAGAUACAAAGCGGCAGAACAGGACAACUUCAAAUAUUUUUACUUUGUUCCAGAUGGUGUGUGAC